GGAGCGGGGGCGCGCACAGGAGCUGCGGCGCGAGCGGCGGCGGGCGCGCACCGAGGCGGCGCCGCGUGUCCCUCCGGCCCCAGCACCGCGCGGGACCCCGGGCCCUGCGCCCUCCUCCGCACCGCGGACCGACCCCCGCCCGCAGCAAAAUGGGGAAACAAAAUAGUAAGCUGGCCCCUGAGGUGAUGGAGGAUCUGGUGAAGAGCACGGAGUUCAAUGAACAUGAGCUAAAACAGUGGUACAAAGGAUUUCUAAAGGACUGUCCAAGUGGUAGACUGAACCUUGAGGAGUUUCAGCAGCUCUACGUCAAAUUCUUUCCAUAUGGAGAUGCUUCUAAGUUUGCCCAGCAUGCCUUCCGAACCUUUGAUAAAAACGGAGAUGGGACCAUUGACUUCAGAGAGUUCAUUUGUGCCCUGUCCAUCACCUCACGAGGCAGUUUUGAGCAAAAGCUGAACUGGGCCUUCAACAUGUACGACUUGGAUGGUGAUGGUAAAAUUACAAGAGUGGAAAUGCUGGAAAUUAUAGAGGCCAUCUACAAAAUGGUGGGCACUGUGAUAAUGAUGAAAAUGAAUGAGGAUGGUCUGACGCCUGAGCAACGGGUAGACAAGAUCUUCAGUAAGAUGGAUAAGAACAAAGACGAUCAGAUCACACUGGAUGAGUUCAAAGAAGCUGCAAAGAGUGAUCCGUCCAUUGUAUUACUCCUGCAGUGUGACAUUCAAAAAUGAGCUUGUGUACGACGCGUCAUAGACUGCACAGAAGUUUAAUGUUCCAUUCAGUUUGCAGCUAUUUCCACACACACAAAAAUUUGCUUGGACUACCUAUAAAUGGACUUGCUUCUUGUGUUUGAAACACUUGUGUGCAUGAGAAUGUCAUUUGCUAAAGAAUUUUAAAAGUAUAUAUUAUAAAAAUAAACUGCCACAAUGUGAUGUGUGCAAUGUCAUUUCAUAACAACCCUUUUCCUCUGAAUCCUGUGCUGCAGGCCUGUGCUGCAGUGAAUUAUAUUAUUUAUUGUUCAUGUUUUACUGAUGCUAGCUCUGUGUCUCCUAGACUGAGUAAUGUUAGUGACACUGAAUUCCCAUGGUAAUGUUAACUGUUUAUUAUAAAUCAUGUCACCAUUCUGCUGUAAAGUAGUACUGGACAGACAAGGGAAGAGCUUCUCGGCUCCCAAGUCUGAUCCACACGUGCUUGUAUUGUCAGUGGAUAUAAAUGUACUUCAUUUGCAUGCCUUUUAGGUUUGCCUUAAUUCUUACCUCAUUUGCAUCCCUUCAAUCUGGAAAGAGCUAUGUCAGAGGAAUGCAGUAUAUUAAAAAAAAAAAAAAGAAAAUCCUGCUAAAAUUAACCCUUUAAUUAAGAAUAUAUAUAAAUAUAUAUAUAUAUAAGGUUUAAAACAUUGUUUUAUUGCAAGUUUAAAGGUUUUAUUGGAAGUGUAUUGAUCUUUGCCAGAAUUUUCAAAAGCUUCCACAGAGGUUGCAAUAUAUAUGUCCCAAAAUAAAUUUAUAACAUUUGACCUUUUCCCCUAAUUCUUAUUUCAUGUCGUCAGCAUGGUAAUAAAAAAGGAAAAAGUUCAA
This is a messenger RNA of Vidua chalybeata, 1568 nucleotides long. RefSeq names its product visinin like 1 (gene VSNL1). The transcript is spliced from 4 exons. The coding region runs from base 150 to 725 and encodes 191 amino acids. Gene Ontology annotation, molecular function: calcium ion binding. NCBI's taxonomy places the organism in Eukaryota, Metazoa, Chordata, Aves, Passeriformes, Viduidae. The record is from RefSeq and is a predicted model, not a curated record.